GGCCGCUGCGGUCCGAUCGCUGCUGAGCUCCUCCGUCACUCGCGCUCCACCUCCGGCCGGCCGACCCUGCCGCUGCCCCUGCCCCUGCCGCGUCCUCUCGCCCCCAGCAGCAGGGCCCCGCGGCCACGCUAGCCGGGACGCGGAAGGCAGGCCGGGCGGGUGCCGCCUGUGUGGGGCCGUGCGGCGGCGACUACUGCGGGCCGAGCCGGACAGCGCAGGACCAUGGCCGAGGCGGCCCCCGCUCCGACUUCGGAAUGGGACUCGGAAUGCCUCACGUCCCUGCAGCCCCUUCCUCUGCCCACGCCCCCAGCGGCGAGCGAGGCGCACCUGCAGACCGCAGCCAUCUCCCUGUGGACGGUAGUGGCAGCCGUGCAGGCCAUAGAGCGAAAGGUGGAGGUGCACAGCCGGCGACUCCUGCACCUGGAAGGGCGGACGGGGACGGCCGAGAAGAAGCUGGCCAGCUGUGAAAAGACAGUGGCUGAUCUCGGGAACCAGCUGGAGGGCAAGUGGGCCGUGCUGGGCACGCUGCUGCAGGAGUACGGGCUGCUGCAGAGGCGCCUGGAGAACCUGGAGAACCUGCUGAGGAACAGGAACUUCUGGGUCCUGCGGCUGCCCCCGGGUAUGAAAGGAGAUAUCCCAAAGGUGCCUGUGACAUUCGAUGAUAUCUCCAUCUACUUUUCCACUCCUGAGUGGGAGAAGUUGGAAGAAUGGCAAAAGGAACUUUACAAGAACAUCAUGAAGGGCAACUACGAGUCUCUCAUCUCCAUGGAUUAUGCCAUGAAUCAACCUGAUGUCUUAUCUCAGAUUCAGCCAGAAGGAGAGCAUAAUACAGAGGACCAGGCGGGGCCAGAGGAAAGCACCAUUCCCACGGACCCCAGCGAAGAGCCUGGCAUCUCAACAUCAGAUAUUCUGUCUUGGAUUAAACAAGAGGAAGAGCCCCAGGUCGGGGCCCCCCCGGAGUCCAAGCAGAGUGAUGUGUACAAGGGUCCCUACGCCGAUGAACAGCUCGUCAUCAAAGCCGAAGGCCUUACCAGGGCCUCCUUGUGCCCGGAGAUUCCAGUCCCCUUCCCUUCUCCACCAGCAGUGGCAGCAAAGGAUACUUUUUCAGAUGUGACUUUCAAAAGCCAGCAGUCUACGUCCAUGACACCUUUUGGGCGCCCGGCCACUGACCUGGCGGAAGCCUCUGAGGGCCAAGUGACCUUCACGCAGCUGGGCAGCUACCCCCUGCUGCCGCCAGCCGAGGAGCAGGCGUUCUCUUGCCACCACUGUGGCAAGAGCCUCAGCCAGGACAUGAUGCUGACCCACCAGUGUAGCCACGCUGGCGAGCACCCCUUGUCCUGUGCCCAGUGUCCCAAGCACUUUCCGCAGCCAGCCGAGCUCGGCAGCAACCCCCAGGCCCACGCCGGCGAGGCGCCCCCCACCUGCCCGCACUGCGCCAGGACUUUCACUCACCCCUCCAGACUCACCUACCACCUCCGGGUCCACAACAGCGCCGAGCGCCCCUUCUCCUGCCCUGAUUGCCCAAAGCGCUUUGUAGACCAGGCCCGCCUCACCAGCCACCGCCGGGCUCACGCCAGCGAGAGGCCCUUCCGCUGCACGCAGUGCGGCCGGAGCUUCAGCCUAAAGAUCAGCCUCCUGCUGCACCAGCGCGGGCACGCGCAGGAGCGGCCUUUCUCCUGUCCCCAGUGUGGCAUCGACUUCAAUGGCCACUCGGCCCUGAUUCGCCACCAGAUGAUCCACACGGGCGAGCGCCCGUACCCGUGCACUGACUGCAGUAAGAGCUUUAUGCGCAAGGAGCACCUGCUGAACCACCGGCGGCUGCACACGGGCGAGCGGCCCUUCAGCUGCGCGCACUGCGGCAAGAGCUUCAUCCGCAAGCACCACCUCAUGAAGCACCAGCGCAUCCACACGGGCGAGCGGCCCUACCCCUGCGCCUACUGCGGCAGGAGCUUCCGCUACAAACAGACCCUCAAGGACCACCUGCGUUCGGGCCACAGUGGAGGCUGUGGGGGCGAGAGUGACCCAUCCGGACAGCCGCCUGACCCUCCAGGUCCCCUCCUAACUGGGCUGGAAACCUCUGGCCUGGGCGUUAACACUGAAGGCCUGGAGGCCAGUCAGUGGUACGGGGAGGGGAGCGGAGGGGGGGUUUUGUGAACCUCCCUCCCUUCCUGGUUGUCCGUGCUCACCCAAGGGCCCCGCAGUAAUCGCUGUUGGCACAUUGGUGCGCUUGGGGUCCUACGCACUUGACUAGAGACAUGCCUGAGUUUGGGAACUUCAUAGCAUUGCAAGAACACCACACUCUGAAACCCAGAAAGGCCCGGAAAGGAGUCCGGCACCCCCAUCUUUUCAAAAAUGCGACCUAAGCAGACGUUGCAGGGAGAUAGGAAAGCAAGGUUUGGCCUCUGGUCGGUCGUCGCGGGGCAGUGGAUAGGGAACCGUGGCGGCUGUGGGUGGAGGCGGGUGCGUGGGACGGCCACCAGAGCUGGAAGCCCGCCCGGGGCAGAGCGAGUGUCACUGAGCCCUUCGUUCAUUUCCCGAUGCGAGACCGUUGUCACGAGAGAUCGGUCAAGCCUCAGUGCGUGCUCCUGCUCCUCCCGACGCCAGCUGACGUCCACUCGUGCUCAUGGACGCCUCUCCCCAGAUGACAGCUCAGUAUAGUCUCCCUAGGUUUCCUAGGCUAAUUCCUUUAAGUACAUUAUGUUAAACGUUGGGUGAGUAAGAAAUUUGAAAGCUUCUUAAGGAGAACAGCCCUUAACUUUUCACCAGCUUGAUUUGCAGCCUUCAGCCUUGCUGGCAUGUACGCUGCUGGAGACCUCUGCCCAGGCCCCGGCUAGGAAGCUGGGAGCGGGGUUCUCCACCCCAGCUUCAAAAGCUAGAGGUCCCAGAGAAAUGGCAGCACAGCCUAACAGCUGUGCCUGACACAUUUCUUCGAGUCAUUUAUUUCAAAUUCUUUAUUAUUUAUAAGUCAGUAGAUGACUUUUCCAUUUCUGGUGUCUGAUGUUCUUGAGAGUCCUCAGCAGAAAAGGCUACAGCACUUUCCAGAAGUGUUAGGAGUUUCAGAGAGUGCCUGUGGACGCCCAGCUCCCGCUCCCCGGCAGUGAGGUGCUAUCGCGGUGCGCAGCUUUCUCGAGCCCCCGGAGUGGGCUCGCCCGUCUGGCCGUUCCCGCGCCGGCAGGGGCAGGUCACCGAGAGCCAGGCCACAGGCAGGGACGGCCUCCACCUGCUGAUCAUGCUUGUAGGGACCUUGGCUGCCGUGUGUCCUUUUGUCGCGGUCAUUCAGCCACCUGGGAGCAUUUGAGUCUUUCCUGCACCAAAGUAGCUUGGCAAUUGGGUGUAAGUCCCUUUCUUUCCUUUUAUAGAUCUCAGAUUUUUGUCUGCAAAAUGAGGCUGGUGAAAGGGAAAAAGUGAGUUUCUAAGGAAAUUUUUUUUAAAUCUUGUGAUACAUUCCUCCUCCUGCCAAAAUCCUAUCUUUGCCUCUGGCUUCUACCCAGGCAACACCAAAUAAGCAGCAGAAUCAAAGCAGACACAUUCCUGCUGAAACUUGACUGAAAUCAGUUUGGGUUGUUUUAUUCUCGCUUUGAGCCUGGGGUGGAAGACAGAGAGUGCAGCGGUGCUAAGUCCUAGGCAGGUGGGCUGUGUACUGCCCACACUCCUGUUCCCCCUGAGUCCAUCUGAGCUGCCUCCAAACAAGGUCCGGGAGCAGGUAGGACACUUAGUUGACGAAAUGGCGAGGGAAGGACCCGUGUUUUCCUUAUCACCUAGCUCACCCUUGACCCCGCUUGGUUGUAUAUAACCACCCUGGGAAAAAGCACUUACCCAGCUAGCUUUGCUCCUGGGAAGGCUCUGCCUGAACGUGCCGUUCUGCAGGACGAUCGCACUUACAACGUCUGCCCUGUGCCACCCACAACGCCAGGGACCACGGGAGAGAGACCUCAGCAGUGUGUGUGAGACCGUAACCUGGAGUCUGAAGGUGGUGGAGAAAGCCAAGGGUGUAGAACAGACCAAGACAGAGGAGGAACAGAAUGCUGGCGUGUCGGGGGCUUUCUAGCGGGGACCUGGACUCGUGCUCUGAGAAAAUUGGGGGUUCUGGGAGUUCUAGUUGCACGGUGACCCACUGGGAACCUGAGCGGGGUCCAGCUGGGUUUGCAGCUGGGCCUCCCUCAAGAAAAGGUGGAAGAAUCAAAGCACUACCUUUGGAUGGUGCGUUCCCUUUCUGAAGGGGUUGGAGCGUUUGCCAGGGUAUGCACCAGAGGGGCUUCUAGGUGUGACGCUGGACUAGGUGGCUUGGGCGAUGAGCGGUUUACUGAAGACGCCGAGUUUCCCAGUGACAGAGACCCGGGGGUUAAAGUGCUAGAGGUAGUUCCCACAAGCCCUCCCGCGAGGGGCUGCCGUCAGCAGGGUCCCGCAGUCCCACAAGAAGCGAACACGGUUCCCGUACCAGUGAAGCCAGAGCCGUGAAGCUGAGUGAAAGGGAGAGGGCAGGGCCACGUCAGAAAGGGGGAGGUCGGCGUGGGCCUGGCCUUGGCCCGGGCGCAGGCCAGGAGUUCGGCUGUGGUGCAUUCUGGUCUUCUCUCCCUCCACCGGCUGGAACUCCAGGCCAGCUCCAAGUUAGAGAGUUCGUUUGCCCGGGAUUCCAGAACGGAUAAGGGAAAUGGAUCGGUGGGAAGAGAAAGCCCAACAGAAAGGUUUCCGUGUGCGGAGAAGUGGGGUCCGUCAAGGGCUCCCGAGAGCAGCCGCACGGGUACCCCAGCAGUUAGACGAGCACCUGUGGGUGGGUGGUCAGGAGCAGGCGCGGGAGGAAAGAGGGAACGCCAGGGCGAGCUCGUCCGUGCGCCCUCUGGGCGAAGGGUCGGUGCUGUGCCGUCGAUCAGAGUGGAGCCCAGCGUUGACUGCAGGACCAGAUUCACCCUUUGCUCCCUAGGUGUUCCGUUGUCGCCACGAGAUGAACCUCUGGUUCAGCCGCAGAUGUGAAAAUAAAUGGAAGUCGAUUGUCUAGAA
This is a messenger RNA of Phyllostomus hastatus (greater spear-nosed bat), 4998 nucleotides long. It is a transcript of the gene ZNF398, whose product is annotated as zinc finger protein 398. The coding region runs from base 223 to 2154 and encodes 643 amino acids. Lineage: Eukaryota; Metazoa; Chordata; Mammalia; Chiroptera; Phyllostomidae. Gene Ontology annotation, biological process: negative regulation of transcription by RNA polymerase II. The record is from RefSeq and is a predicted model, not a curated record. Gene Ontology annotation, molecular function: DNA-binding transcription repressor activity, RNA polymerase II-specific. The transcript is spliced from 6 exons.